This is a messenger RNA of Esox lucius (northern pike), 2530 nucleotides long. It is a transcript of the gene hykk.2, whose product is annotated as hydroxylysine kinase, tandem duplicate 2. Gene Ontology annotation, molecular function: amino acid kinase activity. The coding region runs from base 218 to 1324 and encodes 368 amino acids. Lineage: Eukaryota; Metazoa; Chordata; Actinopteri; Esociformes; Esocidae. The transcript has 5 exons. The record is from RefSeq and is a predicted model, not a curated record.
GUAGCAAACAUCUAUACAAAUAGCUUAAAAUAAAAGCUGAACAAAAUAAACCUGAUUCUGAUUUCAUAUCCUAACUUUUGGACUAUCACAGAGAAACAUGGUCUUGCAAAAUAAUUCAGCCCCCUGACCAAUUCCCUUGUGAUACUGAAUUACAAAUGGUAUGUUGACAUUUUUUAUAUUAAAGCUGCAAGAACAACGGUAAGCCUUUUGAGAAUCAAUGUCAGCCGCCAACUCCAAACCGAACCUCAGCCAUGCACAGGUGUCUGAGCUAGUGAAGAGGCUGUUUGGCUUGACGCCGUCCCAGAUAAGCCCGCUGCCCAGCUACGAUGACCAGAACUUCUGUGUUUCAGUGAGCGAGGGUGGCCAAUAUGUCCUGAAGGUCUUGAACUCCACUGACAGUCAGAACACAGUUGUGGCGGAGCUGCAGACUCUGGCGAUGGCCUUACUGCUCCAGAGAGGGCUCCCCUCACAGACCGCCCUGCCCACCGUCUCAGGACAGCUCAUCAGCCAAGAGGACAUUGACUGCGGAUUUGGCAGACAGAAGUACGUGGUGAGACUGCUGACCUAUUUACCGGGAACCCCUAUCGCCAAAGUCCCCUGCUCUCCACAGAUCCUGUAUGAAGUCGGCAAAAUGGCUGCCAAGAUGGACUUAGUCCUUCAGGAAAUGAAGCAUCCUCAACUCCAUCUUCUUAACAGGGGGACGUUCAUCUGGAAUCUGUCCAACCUCCCUCUCCUGGAGUCCUACCUCCCUGUAAUGGAUGGGGAUCCAGUUCAGCCGAUCGUCAAGGCGGUCAUUCAGCAGUACCAGGCCCGUGUGCUUCCCAGACUGAGCUGCUUCCGCAAAUGUCUUAACCAUGGGGACUUCAACGAUCACAACAUCCUGGUGCAACCGGACGAUUCCGCCGGCUACAGAAUCUCUGGCAUUCUGGACUUUGCGGACAUGAGCAGUGGGUACUAUGUGUAUGAGCUGGCCAUAGCCAUUAUGUACAUGAUGAUCGAGAACCCUACACCCCUGGACGUGGGGGGUGUCGUGUUGGCCGGCUGGGAGACUGUUAUUCCCCUCAACCAGGCCGAGAGGGACUCCCUCUACCUGCUGGUGCUCUCUCGCUUCUGCCAGUCCCUGGUUGUUGCUCGCCACACUGUGGUCCAGCACCCAGAGAACAAGGAAUACCUCAUGAUCACGGCCAAGACAGGCAUCCGCCAUCUUUGUCAGCUCUGGGAACUGGGCAAGGAGGAGGUGGAGAGAAUCUGGUUCGAGGGUGCGGCCCGAUAUGUUCCCGGGGGCGACCCAGUGGCGCUUCCUGAGCCCAAGGUGGUUCAGUAAUAAUAAUAAUCAUCAUCAUAGAAUACCAUGUGAAAAGCAUUUUUCUUCAUAGAAGAAGUUCUGGAAAAGGUGUGGCCUUAAUUAGGCACUGGGCAGACAAAUUAAUGUAAUGGGCAUUUCAAUCGUCCAGAUGUGGUCAAAUAAAGGCAAUCGUCCAGGUUUGGUGAAGUAGAUGAGGUUGUGGCGGUAGAGUUUGAGAAAUUGGAAUUGUGACUUUGGUCUCACUUCGAAGGAGAGCUGGUAUAUAUCACACCGAUGUUGUGAACAUCCCUGAGAUCUUAAAAGGAAGCAGCGUCUAUUGGAUUUUUUUCAUAUCCAUUAUCAUCUACGGGCCUGUCUCUUUACAACAACAGCAUCCGUGCCUAACCAUUCUGAUUUUCCCACCUCGCUGCUCUCUCGAACAGGGAGUCACAUGGGUCAAUGUGUGUGAAGGACCAGUAGCUUUCCUUUUGAGCCGUUUGAUGGAGUCCCUGGAGUUUAUAGUUUUCACUUUCUUUGAGUCGAUUGUGUCCAGAAUUUUCCUGAAGUGCAUGUUCAUCUAAUUAUUUCUUAAUUUUGUAAUUGUUUCUAAUCAUCGCUGAGACUACCUGUUGUUUGACAGAUUGUCUUUGAUCAGUCAGACUGUGUGAUCAAACAUUCUGAAGACCUGUUUUAAAAGAUAACCUUUCUCAGAUUCUGACUGUGACACUCGUGUAUUAAUCACCACCAAAAAACAACAUAAUGAUAAUUCUGUUAUCUUUCAUGGUCUGUGGGAACACAGGUUAACGUUUGACUGAAGUCAUGUUGUGUAUUGUUUUUAAGGCAAUUAAUAAAACAAUUCCAUUGCUGGUGGUUCCUUUAAAAAUGGCAUCUUGAUUUACUGUGUUAAAUAUCCAGAUUAAAGGCUGUAGGUUUAGUUGAAUAAGGUGUCAAUGCAAAAACUUACUGUGAAAUUACUACUGCAUUUAUUAGUGCCCUGAGUCAAUUGCGUCUAACAAUAAUGUGUAAUGCAUUUUUGUCAAUUAAGCGGUUAAAAAAGCUGAUGCACACGUCAAUGAAGUGUUGGUGCCAGUAUGUUAUGUACGUUGUCUGUUGAAUCUGCAAAAUCGGCAGUGUAUCAAAUACCUGUUCUCCCCACUGUACUUUAUGCAACAGCAUAAAUAAAAUGCAGACAAUUGUACUGGUCAGGAGUGAGCCCAGUGUUGAUUGUGCUGAGUUUUUACUGUU